This is a messenger RNA of Chaetomium globosum CBS 148.51, 246 nucleotides long. RefSeq lists its product as uncharacterized. The record is from RefSeq and is a predicted model, not a curated record. Lineage: Eukaryota; Fungi; Ascomycota; Sordariomycetes; Sordariales; Chaetomiaceae. Gene Ontology annotation, molecular function: zinc ion binding; DNA-directed RNA polymerase activity; DNA binding. Gene Ontology annotation, cellular component: RNA polymerase II, core complex; RNA polymerase III complex; RNA polymerase I complex. Gene Ontology annotation, biological process: DNA-templated transcription. The coding region runs from base 1 to 246 and encodes 81 amino acids. The transcript is spliced from 2 exons.
AUGUCUCGCGAGGAGUACCAAGUCCCCACCGGCUCCGGCUCGUCAAUCGGCGUCGGCGGCUCAUCCAGCGCCCCCGCGGCGCGCGACUACGCCAGCGAGGGCGGCGGCACGAUGCACUACAUCUGCGGCGACUGCUCGUCACGGGUACCGCUGGAGAAGGGCACAGGGAUCCGCUGCCAAAAGUGCGGCGCGCGCGUGCUGUACAAGGAACGGACAAAGAGAAUGGUGCAGUUCGAAGCGCGUUGA